This is a messenger RNA of Clavispora lusitaniae ATCC 42720, 1902 nucleotides long. RefSeq names its product RNA-binding ribosome biosynthesis protein. Gene Ontology annotation, biological process: nuclear mRNA surveillance; poly(A)+ mRNA export from nucleus. The record is from RefSeq and is a predicted model, not a curated record. Gene Ontology annotation, cellular component: nucleus; cytoplasm; ribonucleoprotein complex. Lineage: Eukaryota; Fungi; Ascomycota; Pichiomycetes; Serinales; Metschnikowiaceae. Gene Ontology annotation, molecular function: mRNA binding.
AUGAUGCCGUUGCCAAGGGAGGACGAAAACGCCGAAGAGGACACAAGCAAUGCACCCAUAAAUCCAGAAGAAUCCAACGACACUAGUCUAGCCAAGGACGAGACCGUUUCGGACCUCGAUUGGCUCAAGCAGAGGAGAAUCCGCAUGAAGGAAAAUGAAGAAGAACAAGAAACCGAGAAGACAGAAAACCAGACAGAGAAAGCUGAAAAACCAGUGAAAUCAGAGAAGACGGAAAGCAAGCCUCAACGCAAACCAGUGGAAUACGUGAGUCCUGAAAAACUUACGGCCGACAAAAUCUUGCAAACAGGCCGUCUUUUUGUGAGAAACAUCUUGUAUGACUCGAAGGAAGACGACUUCCGUGAGCUCUUCUCUCAAUAUGGCCCACUCAAAGAAGUUCAUAUUGCUGUGGAUACUAGAACAGGAAAGUCCAAGGGUUACGUUUAUGUUCAGUUCAACAACAAUGAAGAUGCUGUUUCUGCAUUCACGGCUUUGGACAAGCAGAUUUUCCAAGGCAGACUCUUGCAUAUCUUGGCUGGUGAAGCCAAAAAAGACCACAAGCUCGAUGAGUUUGCAUUGAAAAACUUGCCACUUAAAAAACAACGGGAGCUCAAGAAAAAGGCACUGGCAAGCAAAUCCCAGUUCAACUGGAACUCUCUCUUCAUGAACAGCGAUGCCGUGUUGGAGUCUGUAGCGGCGAAAAUGGGUAUCGCCAAGUCGCAAUUGAUUGACCCGGAGAAUUCCAAUUCGGCUGUCAAGCAGGCUUUGGCCGAAGCUCAUGUCAUCGGAGAUGUGCGCAAGUUUUUCGAAGAAAGAGGUGUCGACUUGACUACUUUUAGCCAAAAGGAAAGAGACGACAAGAUCAUCUUGGUCAAAAACUUCCCAUAUGGCACUUCGCAAGAGGAAAUACGUGAUCUUUUUGCGGAAUACGGGCCUUUGAAAAGAGUCUUGAUGCCUCCAGCAGGAACAAUUGCUAUUGUGGAGUUCAGGGACUCUCCAAGUGCCCGUUCUGCAUUUACGAAGUUGGCUUAUCGUAUGUUCAAAAAGGCCAUUCUCUAUUUGGAGAAGGGUCCUAAAGAUUUGUUUGUACGUGAACCUACAUCCGACGAAACUGUUUCGCAAAGCGAGAAGACAGAAAAACCCGUUGAAGCAAAACUUACUGCUCGUGAUGUUAUGGAAGACGCAAACGAGUCCGAGGAAGAACAAAUGGCUGAAGUUGGCCCAACCGUUUCUGUUUUUGUCAAGAACUUGAACUUCUCAACGACCAGUGCGCUGUUAAGAGAACUUUUCAGCGAGUUGCCAGGUUUUGUAGUGGCAACAGUGAAGACGAAACCAGAUCCAAAGAAGGAAGGUGGUGUUUUGAGUAUGGGUUUCGGUUUUGUUGAGUUCAAAACUAAAGAGCAAGCAGAGGCUGCAAUUUCUGCUUUGGAUGGCCAUGUUUUAGAAGGUCACCGGAUUCAAUUAAAAAUCUCCCACAGAAAAUCAGGAUCCAAGCCUCAAGGUGCCAAGUCAUCCAAGUCCAACAAAAUCAUCAUCAAGAACUUGCCUUUCGAAGCUACAAGAAAAGAUGUCUUGGAGCUUUUUGGUGCUUAUGGAUCGGUCAAAUCGGUCAGAGUCCCCAAGAAAUUCGACAAGCUGGCCAGAGGUUUUGCUUUUGUGGAGUAUACGAUGUUGAAGGAGGCAGAAAAUGCCAUGAACCAGUUGGAGGGUGUCCACUUGUUGGGCAGAAGAUUAGUGAUGCAAUAUGCCGAGAAAGAGUCGGACAAUGCCGAGGACGAAAUCGAGAAGAUGACGCAGAAGGUGAAAAAGCAAGCGGCCUCGAGAGAAAUGGCUGCUGUCAGGCUGUCGGGCAAGGGCAAGUUCCUGUUGGACGAAGAGGAACAAGAUCCAUUCGCAGAAUUCUAA